AUGACCAAUUCUAGCGCUAGCUCUGCUACUAUUGUCGCUGUCGCUGUUUUUGAGAAUGGACGAGUUGCUGAGGGACAGGGCAUGACUCUUAUAUUUGAUGCCCAGAUUUACCUUGGUGAAUCCUGUCCACCACUUUUAGCAGCAUUGCGCUUCUUCAACUCGACCAAUCGUGCUUUCGAUGAAAUUGGUUUCUACUUCGUUGUUGCAAGGGUGGCAAAAAUGGAAUCUGGAGCGCGCCUCUCACUUCUUCCAGGAAUGGAAGAAAUGGACUACGAUUUAUUGAUUCCUGCUGGCCAAGGCAUUGAGCCCACAUUCACCCCCUACAUCGAAAUCUGCGGCACGGUCAGCGCUGUCGACGACCUUGCACGGUCGUUCUACAUUGAUGCUCAUCAGUAUGUUGCUGCUCUUAAACCGGAACCAUCGGGCACCAACUUCAGGUCAUUAAUGCCGGUUGAGUGUACCUUCCCUGACACUGCUAGAUGGAAGAAGUCACUGUCAGGGAAGAGGUUUAUUGUACAACCCAAUAGAUAUGUCAGUAUCGGGGGAUUCAUUGUUGGCCGCAAGACUACCAAAGUUGGCGACAAAAAUGAGACUCAGCGCUUCUGUGUUGAGGUGGAUAACAUCACAUUCCUUGGCCGUCCUGUCGUUGCAUCGACUGGUUCAAGUUCACGUGGUGCUACUACUUCUACAACCCCGACUCCAGGCCGAUCGCAGUUGAAAUUCAGCUUCUCACAAGUCGACCGCACGCCAGCAAACAAACGCUCUUUACUCGACCAUGAUGACAGCUCUGAGGACGGUACACCAUCCAAACGUGCUCGCACUUAA
Messenger RNA from Suillus bovinus, 825 nucleotides. RefSeq lists its product as uncharacterized. The coding region runs from base 1 to 825 and encodes 274 amino acids. The transcript is spliced from 4 exons. The record is from RefSeq and is a predicted model, not a curated record. Lineage: Eukaryota; Fungi; Basidiomycota; Agaricomycetes; Boletales; Suillaceae.